AUGGCUGUUCGCGCGCAAUUCGAGAACUCGAACGAGGUCGGCGUUUUCUCUUGCCUGACAAAUGCCUACGCUAUCGUUGCGGUUGGUGCUUCGGAGAACUUCUACAGUGUCUUCGAAUCCGAACUCCAAGAUGUCAUUCCCAUCUGCCACGCAACCAUCGCCGGAACCCGCAUUGUCGGCCGUCUAAUCGUCGGUAACCGCAAAGGUCUCCUCGUCCCCACAACCACCACAGAUCAAGAAUUGCAACACCUGCGCAACACGCUUCCAGCCGAAGUCAAAAUCCAACGCAUAGAAGAGCGCCUCUCCGCGCUUGGCAAUGUUAUCUGCUGCAACGACCACGUCGCAAUCGUGCACCCGGAUCUGGAGCGUGAGACCGAGGAGAUCAUCGCCGACGUCCUCGGCGUAGAAGUCUUCCGCCAAACAGUAGCCGACAACGUCCUCACAGGCUCGUACAUGGCCCUCUCAAACCAAGGCGGAAUCGUGCACCCCAAGACCUCAAUCCGCGACCAGGACGAGCUCUCCUCGCUCCUGCAAGUCCCCCUCGUGGCCGGCAGUGUGAACCGCGGCUCUCCCGUCGUCGGCGCCGGCAUGGUCGUCAACGACUGGCUCGCCAUCACCGGUCUCGACACCACAGCCACCGAGCUGAGCGUUAUCGAGUCCGUGUUCCGACUCGGCGAGAUGGCGCCCGGUGGCGCCGCCGGGGCUGGUGUCAAUAAGGAUAGUAUUGUGGAGAGUUUCUACUAG
Penicillium psychrosexuale is the source of this 744-nucleotide messenger RNA. Its product is annotated as translation initiation factor 6. Bases 1 to 744 code for a protein of 247 amino acids. Gene Ontology annotation, molecular function: ribosomal large subunit binding. The transcript has 5 exons. Gene Ontology annotation, cellular component: preribosome, large subunit precursor; nucleolus; cytosol. The record is from RefSeq and is a predicted model, not a curated record. Gene Ontology annotation, biological process: maturation of 5.8S rRNA; maturation of LSU-rRNA; assembly of large subunit precursor of preribosome. NCBI's taxonomy places the organism in Eukaryota, Fungi, Ascomycota, Eurotiomycetes, Eurotiales, Aspergillaceae.